Messenger RNA from Lasiodiplodia theobromae, 3072 nucleotides. RefSeq names its product Glycoside hydrolase family 47. Gene Ontology annotation, cellular component: endoplasmic reticulum; membrane. NCBI's taxonomy places the organism in Eukaryota, Fungi, Ascomycota, Dothideomycetes, Botryosphaeriales, Botryosphaeriaceae. Gene Ontology annotation, biological process: carbohydrate metabolic process; endoplasmic reticulum mannose trimming; mannose trimming involved in glycoprotein ERAD pathway. The transcript has 3 exons. Gene Ontology annotation, molecular function: mannosyl-oligosaccharide 1,2-alpha-mannosidase activity; calcium ion binding. The coding region runs from base 1 to 3072 and encodes 1023 amino acids. The record is from RefSeq and is a predicted model, not a curated record.
AUGACCGAUGAAGCCAUCGCAACCUUGAAACGGGAGACCGCAGACAUAUUCUACCAUGGCUACGACAAUUACAUGAAACAUGCCUUCCCUGAGGACGAGCUGCGGCCGUUGACGUGCUCUGCCUUGACCCGAGACCGUGCCAACCCUUCUCACAUCGAAGUGAACGACGUGCUCGGCAAUUAUUCCUUGACUUUGAUCGACAGCUUGUCCACGCUCGCCAUCUUGGCAUCUUCUCCGCCUGACAAACAUGCCCACCGGAACCCGCUGGAAGACUUCCAGAACGGCGUGAAGCUUUUCGUCGAAUACUACGGCGAUGGCACUGAUGGGCCCGCCGGACAAGGGAAAAGAGCACGAGGGUUCGACUUGGACAGCAAAGUGCAGUUGUUUGAGACGGUCAUCAGAGGGCUGGGCGGCUUGCUCAGCACUCAUCUUUUCGCAAUCGGCGAAUUGCCGAUUCGUGGAUACGAUCCUAUCUUCACCGACACCGAGGAUGGCCGACGAGGCAUCGAGUGGCCUGGUGGCUUUGUCUAUGAUGGCCAGUUCCUGCGUCUAGCCCACGACCUGGGCAAGAGGUUGCUCCCGGCUUUCCACACUCCAACUGGCAUACCUUAUCCUCGCGUCAACCUUCGUUUCGGCAUACCAUUUUACGCCAACUCGCCUCUGAACAAUGACUCCGAACACGGUCAAUGCCAGACGAAUCCAAACGCACCUCCUGAAAUAACGGAGACCUGCAGUGCGGGUGCCGGUAGUCUCGUGCUUGAAUUCUCCACCCUGAGCAGGUUGACCGGAGAUAUGGUGUUUGAGAAAGUUGCGAAGCGGGCAUUCUGGGAGAUUUGGGCCCGACGGAGCAGUACUGGCCUCAUUGGCUCCGGAAUCGAUGCUGAGACAGGACAAUGGGUCAGCCCAUACACUGGCAUUGGAGCAGGAAUCGAUAGCUUUUUCGAAUACGCGCUCAAGUCGCACAUUCUCCUCUCAGGCCUGCCGUACGAUUUGGAGAAUGAGCGUGCAGACUCGCCCGAAGCCUUCCUCCAUGUAUGGCAAGAUGCACAUGCGGGAAUAAGCAGACAUAUCUACCGUGGUCCGAUGCACCAGCACCCGCACUACAUUCAAGUAGAUCUCUAUACCGGUGCCAUGCGGGCUUUCUGGAUCGACAGUCUCAGCGCCUAUUACCCUGGACUACUAACCAUGGCCGGUGAGCUGGACGAAGCAAUCGAAACGCACCUUCUGUAUACGGCGCUAUGGACACGCUAUUCGGCUCUUCCCGAGAGAUGGUCGACCGCAACUGGUAACAUCGAGAUGGGACUGCGAUGGUGGGGUGGACGCCCUGAAUUCAUCGAGUCGACCUGGUAUUUGUAUCGUGCGACUAAAGAUCCGUGGUACUUGCAUGUUGGAGAAAUGACUUUGAGGGACAUCAAGCGUAGAUGUUGGACCAAGUGUGGCUGGGCGGGCUUACAGGAUGUGAGGACUGGAGAGAAGAGCGAUCGCAUGGAGAGCUUCUUCCUCGGCGAGACUGCCAAGUACCUCUUCCUUCUCUUCGACUUCGACCAUCCUUUGAACCAUCUGGGAAGUCCGUGGGUGUUCACGACCGAAGGCCAUCCCCUCGUCAUACCUGAGCGACUCCGCCAAGACGACAACUUCCUUGUUGCACGCAGCAAGACGAUCAGACAACUUCCGGAUUACGUCAAUGACGCCACUUGCCCUAUUCCCCCAGCCCAUGUUCCAUUCACCAUUUCCACGACGGCAGCCCGGGAGGAUGUUUUCCAUGCAGCAAGCCUGGCCAGAUUGCACUUGAUGCCGAAUAGGGACACUUUGGAGUCACCGCUUGUUGAAUUCAAUGCAGAUCAUCCCAGCAUCUCCAUGUCGGACGUCCGAUCGCCAUCAAACUUCACCUACUACCCGUGGACCCUUCCUCCGGAGCUGAUACCGUACAAUGGCACUAGCUCCAAGAUGGUAGCGCGGGCGACGUUUGACCUCUCGUUCCCGAACCUGCCCAGCAGCCUGAACAACGCAGCUUCCCUUCAGCGCAUCGGCGGUGGCAUUCUGGUGAACUCGAUGAGCGGUCUUCGGCUCGGCAUGGUACGUGAAUCUGAAGGCAGUUUGUCAAAGGAAGAGCCGAGCAGCGAUCUGUUUAGGAUCUACGCCGUUUCCAAUGUGGCGCUAGGAAGAGACGAGAAAGUCUUCAUGUCACGCGAUGCGGUAUCAAGUUUCAACCCCGCAGAUCCGUACUUCACGAGAACGCGGGACCUCACAGCACUCGAUGUCUUCGUCGAUGCCCUCGAACCUCCUCCCGCUGCGGUUGCCAAAGGAGCAUCUCUCGAUGACCCAGACUCUCAUGCUGCAAGCACGCUUGACGACAUUCUCGAAGCUGCUCUAGCCAACGACACUCUGUCGCUUAUUACGCUGCCGGAUUCUCUGGAAAUGGACAAGAUGAACCCAUCUCUCAUAAGCUCCCUUCUCCAAAACAUCCAAAACAUCCUGACAGAGACGCUUCCAUUUGACUCGCUCGCAAACCCCUCCCCAAACCCGUCAACACGGGCUUUCGGUGACGGGAAACACCAGGUCCGGCGCGUUCAGUUAUCGGCGGCGUUGUCAACGGGACCUGGAGCUGCGCCGCCGCCUCACAGCCGGAGUAGCGACGAAGGCAAGUUCGAGGCCGAUGAGGGCUUGCCUUGGAACAAAGUCUACGUGGGCGAUGAGAAUUGCGACUCGCGGCUUCCGGCAAGCGUUCCGCGCGAACACCAGGUCGUGGUGCUGAUGCGUGGCGGAUGCAGCUUCUCGCAGAAGCUCGCCAACAUUCCGGCGUACGCACCUUCGCAGUCAUCGCUCAAGCUGGUCAUCAUUGUGUCGUUCCCAGACCUAGAAGAUGACAGCACGGAUCUCGUGCAGCCGUUGCUAGAGGAGGAGCAGAAGCUCGCUGGCGGCAUCCCUCGGCCGCAUCCGAUCCCGUUGAUCAUGCUUGGGGGUGGAGACGAGACGAUGAGGCUGUUUGAGAGAGCAGUGGGGGUAGGCAUUAGGAGGAGAUGGUGGUACGAAAGCCAGGGGCUAAGAAUUGGCAAUUUGAUAGUUGUAUGA